AUGACAGAAAGAAAGGUGUUAGUGCUCGAUAAUGGUGCUAGCACCAUUAAAGCAGGUUAUGCUAUCGUCUCACAACAGCCGAGAAUUGUUCCUAACUGUAGAGUAACACGCGGCAAAGGGGAUAAAAAAACUUAUAUAGGUGAUCAAAUUAGUUCUUGCACUGAUUUUUCUGGAUUAUAUUAUAGAUUGCCCUUUGAAAAAGGGUUUCUUACGAAUUGGGAAGUUGAAAAGGGAGUUUGGGAUAGAAUAUUUUCAAAAGAUAUACUUGAUUGCGAUCCGCAAAAAACCAGCCUUCUUAUUACGGAACCAUGUUUUAAUUUGCCGAAUAUUCAAAGAACAUAUGAUGAAAUGAUUUUCGAAGUAUAUGAAUUUCAAUCAUAUUGCCGAACAAUCGCUCCAUGGUUGUGCAUCCAAAAUGAUACGUCAAGUCUUUAUCCAAAUAGGCCACAAAACCCCGCUGAACCUCCGGAUUGUGUUUUAGUAGUUGACUCCGGCUAUUCUUUUACUCAUAUUGUCCCCUUUGUCAUGGGUCGGCCAAUUCUUCCAGCUAUUCGAAGAAUCAAUAUUGGUGGAAAACUACUGACCAACCAUCUUAAAGAAAUUGUGUCAUUUCGAUAUUGGGAUAUGAUGGAUCAAACUUAUGUUAUGAAUGAAGUUAAAGAAACGUGCUGUUAUGUUUCCCAGAAUUUUUUUGCGGAUCUCGAAACAUGUAGAAAAAAUACACGAGAUAAUCCGAUUCUUCAAGAAUAUGUGCUUCCUGAUUUUUCAAGGAAUACCAAAGGAUACAUUAGGGAAAAAAAACGUGGUGUAGAGUCAUAUGAUCAAUCGGACGAACAAGUUUUAUACAUGAAUAAUGAACGUUUCACUGUACCAGAAAUAUUAUUUAACCCGUCUGACAUCGGCAUGAACCAGGCGGGAAUUCCUGAAGUAAUAGUGGAGGCAAUUAAUGCCACUCAUCCUGACAUGUUUCCUUUUCCUGUAAAUGAUGUAGAUUUGCAUGGUUUGUUUUAUGGAAAUAUCGUAUUAGUAGGUGGAAACAGUUUAUUCGCCGGAUACAAGGAACGAAUUGAAAAAGAUUUACGUGUGCUUGCACCAUCGGAAUUUGAGGUUAAAGUUGGAAUGCCAGAAGAAAAAUUCGCUUCCACGCCAGAGUUUAAUGAAAGAUUAGUUACACGUUCUGAAUACUUGGAAUAUGGAAGCAAUAUUUGUCUUAGAAAAUUUGGAUUAGGUGGUGACGAAAUUGAUGAGAUGUCUGAAUGA
Molecule: messenger RNA, 1260 nt
Organism: Racocetra persica
Lineage: Eukaryota; Fungi; Glomeromycota; Glomeromycetes; Diversisporales; Gigasporaceae
Source: the annotation of a GenBank genome assembly